Molecule: messenger RNA, 1069 nt
Organism: Punica granatum (pomegranate)
Lineage: Eukaryota; Viridiplantae; Streptophyta; Magnoliopsida; Myrtales; Lythraceae
Source: RefSeq, a predicted model, not a curated record
CCCUCCAGCUGCUCUCUCUCUCUCUCUCUUACUCUUCCUUCUUCCUUCUUCCUCCUACCUCCUCUGAUAUAUCUCACCCGACACUUCACCCUCUCUCUCUCUCUCUCUCUCUCUCUCUCUCUCUCUGCUCCAAGUUUCAGUUAAAAGUCUGAUCUCUUUGGUUACCCUUUGGACCCUUCUUGCUGUGAUUCUUAAAAAGUUUUGAGCCUUGGCUAUGGCAGAGGAGCCCAAGAAGGUGGAGCUGGAGUCCUCCUCGGAGCCUCCACCCCCACCGCCAGCUCCAUCCGCCGAACCAGAACCCGAACCCGAACCGGCGGAGGCCCCCAAGGACCUCCCCGAGGAGAAGGCCGUCGUCCCGCCUCCUCUUCCUCCAACGGAAGAGAAGCCCGCAGAAGAGCCCAAGGCUCCUGCUGUAGUUGAAAAGCCCACUGAGUCUGCUGAGAAGAAAAGCACAGAAGGUUCGUCUCAUCGAGAUGCUGCCCUUUCAAGAGUUGAGACAGAGAAGAGGAUGUCUCUUAUCAAAGCAUGGGAAGAAAGCGAAAAGUCCAAAGCCGAAAACAAGGCCCACAAGAAACUAUCCUCAGUCGGGGCAUGGGAGAACAGCAAGAAGGCAUCUGUGGAGGCUGAGCUGAAGCAGAUCGAGGAAAAAUUGGAGAAGAAGAAGGCGGAAUACGCGGAGAAGAUGAAGAACAAAAUAGCCCUCAUCCACAAAGCUGCGGAAGAGAAGAGGGCGAUGGUAGAAGCGAAGCGAGGGGAGGACCUGCUCAAGGCCGAGGAGAUGGCUGCAAAAUACCGGGCUAAGGGGGCUCCUCCGAAGAAGCUCCUCGGCAUCUUCUGAGGAGGUUGUAAGGAUCCUAGUCGUCCCCUGAUGGCUUGAAGCUUUGUUCGGUUUCUCAUUUGUACAUGUUCUAUUGCUUGGAGUUGAGCUUGGAUUCAUUCAACUUAUUUAUGUAUGUAUAUGUUCAUGUGUGCAUAUGUAAUUGUUGUUAAUUAUAAGACGCUGUUUGGCGUUGUAUUAUUGUGUUUGUUCAUAUAUAGCAUUGUAUUGCUGCAAGGAUUGAUUGAUCUC